CCGGCGGAGACGCCGCCCGCCGCGGGUGGCGAGCCGCGGGCUCCGUCGCGCUCCGCGGCCGCUGCUGGGAGGCGGCGCCCGGGCGGGCGGGCGAGCGGCGGCCGCCAUGGGGAACAAGCAGACCAUCUUCACGGAAGAGCAGCUGGACAACUACCAGGACUGCACCUUCUUCAACAAGAAGGACAUCCUCAAGCUCCACACACGGUUCUACGAGCUGGCCCCCAACCUCGUCCCGAUGGACUACCGGAAGAGCCCUAUCGUCCAUGUGCCGAUGAGCCUCAUCAUCCAGAUGCCGGAGCUUCGGGAGAACCCUUUCAAGGAAAGGAUCGUGGAGGCUUUCUCUGAGGAUGGCGAAGGAAACCUCACCUUCAACGACUUUGUGGACAUGUUUUCUGUGCUGUGCGAGUCGGCCCCCCGGGAGCUCAAAGCGAACUACGCCUUCAAGAUCUACGACUUCAACACAGACAACUUCAUCUGCAAGGAGGACCUGGAGCUGACACUGGCCAAGCUCACCAAGUCGGAGCUGGACGAGGACGAGGUGGUGCUCGUGUGCGACAAGGUCAUCGAGGAGGCCGACCUGGACGGCGACGGCAAGCUGGGCUUCGCGGACUUUGAGGACAUGAUUGCCAAGGCCCCUGACUUCCUCAGCACAUUCCACAUCCGGAUCUGAGAACACUGCUGAGGCUGCAGGCCCGGAAGCCCACCCAUCCAGCCAUGCUGCCGACGCGGGUGCGGCCUCCAGGCUCUCCAGGAAGGGAGCUAUGGCCUCGGGUUCACGUUUCCUGUGGCCCUUUCAGCAAAAAACCUUAACCAGGGAAGGGGUGUGAGGAGUAGGACCCUUCUCAGGGCUCCCCAUGGUCCAGCCCCAGGACCCACAGCUCUUCCACAGGCCUGCCCCACCUCGCCCAUGCCCUGGUCCUCUCCCCAUCUGGAAAUGUCCCCGGAAGGGACGGCAGAAACCCUAGCAGGAGGUGGUGGGGUCUGGCCCGUCCAGGUGCCAGGCAGACGCCGCAGUCGCCCAGGGCAGAGCAGGGUCAACAAGCUAUGCAAUCCUCUCCCACAACUCGAGGCUGGACGGCGCCCCCACCCCCCACCUGUGUCCCCGUCCCCACCCCCUUCACGAUGUGAAGCCGUGUGCGCAGUGGACGCAGGGCUCUGUCCCUGUCUGCAUCGCGGUCAUGAACGCCACCCGCCCACCCUCCCCAGUGCCGUGGACUCUUCACUGGUGUGUGCUGUCCACAGAUCUGUGAACUCCUGGCAGUAAAACACUUCCGUGUCCCCACA
Messenger RNA from Microcebus murinus (gray mouse lemur), 1284 nucleotides. It is a transcript of the gene CIB2, whose product is annotated as calcium and integrin binding family member 2. The record is from RefSeq and is a predicted model, not a curated record. Gene Ontology annotation, cellular component: cytoplasm; cell periphery; stereocilium. Gene Ontology annotation, molecular function: magnesium ion binding; calcium ion binding. Lineage: Eukaryota; Metazoa; Chordata; Mammalia; Primates; Cheirogaleidae. Gene Ontology annotation, biological process: calcium ion homeostasis.